Messenger RNA from Dentiscutata erythropus, 189 nucleotides. The record is from the annotation of a GenBank genome assembly. NCBI's taxonomy places the organism in Eukaryota, Fungi, Glomeromycota, Glomeromycetes, Diversisporales, Gigasporaceae.
AUGAAACUUUGUAUAUGUAUAUGCUUUAUUGAAUUGUUAGAAGCACCAUCUACUGAAAUUGGUGUGAAUAUGAUUCAAAUUCUAGUAGCAGAUACAAAAAGGGAUCAAAUUACAACUGCUGUGAGUAUAGAUCAAGCUACAACCAAUAUGAGCAUAGAUCAAGCUACAACCGAUAUGAGCAUAGAUUAA